CCUUUUCCCAGCCUCCUUUGAUUGCAUUCUGUCUGUCCGGUCAGGUGACGCGCGUUCGAGCAGCUGUACAGCCUCACAGUCAUCACACUUUUCACAGGACCGACACGAACGGAUACGUCGACGUCGUAUUGUAGCCGACAUAGAAACUCGGUAGCAUACAGAAUACUGGGAGCGUUGUAAAAGAUCAUUCGGAAUGGGGGACCGCGGGGUUUUCUUGCUGUUGCUGGUUGCGACCUCGGCACUGGCGGUUGAGGUGCCGUCAGAGGAGGCUGCGGGAUUGCUGGCCGAGCCGCAGGUGGCGAUGUUCUGCGGCAAGCUCAACAUGCACGUCAACGUCCAGACUGGCAAGUGGGAGCUGGAUCCCUCAGGCACCAAGAGCUGCAUCGGCACCAAAGAGGGCAUCCUCCAGUACUGCCAGGAGGUGUAUCCAGAGCUGCAGAUCACAAAUGUGGUAGAGGCCAAUCAGCCGGUUAGUAUCCAGAACUGGUGCAAGAAGAGUCGCAAGCCGUGCCGAAGUCAUGUACACAUCGUGGUGCCCUACCGUUGCCUAGUCGGGGAGUUUGUGAGUGAUGCCCUGCUGGUUCCUGACAAGUGUAAGUUCCUGCACCAGGAGCGGAUGGACAUGUGUGAGAGCCACCUACACUGGCACUCCGUGGCCAAAGAGUCUUGCGGGGACCACACCAUGAACCUCCACAAUUAUGGGAUGCUGUUGCCCUGCGCAAUUGACCGUUUUCGCGGCGUUGAGUUUGUGUGCUGCCCGGUGGAGGCAGAGAGAGAGACAGACAGUGCCGACAUGGAGGAGGACGACUCCGAUGUGUGGUGGGGAGGUGCCGAGAACGACUACACCGAUAACAGUAUGGCUCGGGAGGCGGAGCCAGUGAAGCAGACAGAGGUGGAGCCUACAGCAGCAGAGGAUGAUGAAGACCUUGAAGAUGAAGAGGAGACUCUGGAUAAUGACCAGGAUGGAGAUGGGGAAGAAGAAGAAGAGGAGGAGGAAGAAGAGGAGGAGGAGGAAGAAGAUGAUGAGAUGAUUGAUGAGCGUGGUGACAAUGAGCAGACCACCAGCAUUGCUAUGACUACCACCACGACCACAACCACAGAAUCUGUGGAGGAAGUAGUCAGAGACGUGUGCGGGGCGAGUGCAGAGACGGGCCCAUGCCGGGCCAUGCUGCCCCGCUGGUACUUUGUGAGGGAAGAGGGCCGCUGUGCGCCCUUCAUCUACGGUGGCUGUGGAGGCAACCGCAAUAACUUUGAUUCGGAGGAGUACUGCCUGUCCGUCUGCGGCAGUGUGUUACCCACCACUUCACCCAUCUCCUCGGACGCCGUCGACCGCUAUCUGGAGACCCCAGCCGACGAGAAUGAGCAUGCGCACUUCCAGAAGGCCAAGGAGAGUCUAGAAGCAAAGCACCACGAGAGGAUGUCUCAGGUGAUGAGAGAGUGGGAGGAAGCAGAGAGGCAGUCUAAGAGUCUGCCCCGCGCUGACAAAAAGGCAGUCAUACAGCACUUCCAGGAGAAAGUGGAAGCACUGGAGCAGGAGGCUGCAAGCGAGAGACAGCAGCUGGUAGAGACCCACAUGGCCCGUGUUGAGGCCCUGCUCAAUGACCGCCGCCGCCUAGCACUCGAGAACUUUCUAACAGCCCUGCAGGCUGACCAGCCACGGCCACAUCACGUGUUCAUCCUGUUGAAGAAGUACGUGCGUGCGGAGCAGAAGGACAGACAGCACACCCUGAAACACUUUGAGCAUGUCCGCGUGGUGGACCCCAAGAAGGCAGCCCAGAUCCGUCCCCAGGUGCUGACCCACCUGCGUGUGAUUGAGGAGAGGAUGAACCAGUCUCUGGGGCUUCUCUACAAGGUGCCCGGUGUAUUGGAAGAUAUCCAGGAUCAAGUGGAGCUCCUGCAGCGUGAGCAGCAAGAGAUGUCGGCACAGCUAGCAUCGCUUCAGAGCGACGGCAGGGUGAGUUAUGGCAAUGACGCCCUGAUGCCGGACCUGCCUGACAGCACGGCCACACUGGACCUGCUCCCAUCCGAGGACACCCAGCACCUGGGCCUGGAUGGCCUGGGCUUCAUCCACCCUGAGAGCUUCAACCAGCCCAACACCCAGAACCAUGUUGAACCUGUCGAUGCUCGGCCAAUCCCCGACAGAGGCCUUCCUACGAGUCCAGUGUCUGGGCUGAAGCCGGAGGAAGUCCCUGAGCUGAGGAUGGAGGCAGAGGAGAGGCGCAGUGCCGGCUAUGAGGUGCACCAUCAGAAGCUGGUGUUUUUUGCAGAAGAUGUCAGCUCCAACAAGGGUGCUAUUAUUGGCCUGAUGGUCGGCGGUGUCGUCAUAGCAACCAUCAUUGUCAUUACCCUGGUGAUGCUGAGAAAGAAGCAGUACACGUCCAUCCAUCACGGAGUGAUUGAGGUGGAUGCUGCUAUCACUCCAGAGGAGCGCCAUCUCUCUAAAAUGCAGCAGAAUGGCUAUGAGAAUCCCACCUAUAAGUUUUUUGAGCAAAUGCAUAACUAAGGAUCCAUUUCCUAGGCUGAGUCCCUGACCCCUGAUCUCUAACCCCCACUACCUGUAACCCCACUCUGGACAGUGUAGGGAAGAGCUUACUUCACAUAGUCCACAGAUGAUUGGUCGCUUCCCCUGUCAAUCAAAAAGACUUGCAUCUUUCACUGGCUGUGGGGUGAGUUGGUCAACCCAUUGCUACUGCAACUCUAAUGCUACUGCAAGACCUUGGUUUUCUAGCGUGGCGAGGAAGUGCCCUUAAGCACUGAUUCAAGGUUAGGUCUUUUCCCUUCCUCGAUAUUGGCCAAACUUGGAUAGAGUUAGCUAAUCCAAGGUCUGUUUAAGGACAUUUACCAGAGUGUUCCCACACUGUCCAUUCCCACACUACUUCAACUGCUAAACACUGGGAUAUAAAGUUUAAAGACACUGCUGUCCCUCCCUCUCUCCUCAUCCCUCCGCUGUCCCUCCUUCUCCUCUCAUCCCUCCUUCUACAGUCACCUAUCCUGAUCGUCUCCCUUGUGCGCUUCGAUGACAGCUGUGCUGUGUUGGAUUAUGCCGGGUUAUAAAGGAUAAAAUCAUAAUGACGAUAUGAUUAUAGUGAUGAGAUUAAUCUACUCUUGAAUGAGCUCUUUAUUUUAAGAUUUUUUUAUUUUGGUUUGUUUUUCAAGAAAAAAAAGAAAAAUCACUGUAAAAAGGAGAAAGAUUAGAAGAAUUUUUUGUUGCGUCUAAUGUGUUGCCGUAAUGCAGGAAAAUUAGCUGUACCUAUUUAGUGCAUGAUGAAAAACAUGAAGAAAACUCUCUUCUGCUAUCUGAAUGGAUUCUUUCUCAUGUAGAGAUCGUCAUUUUAGCAGGGUUUAAACAUUUAGUAUCUUCUUGUGAACACGUGACUUAAAUUUCGGUAACGAGAAAACGGAUGUAGUCUAAUUGGCUUUCUGCUUUAUCAUGUAAACACAAUUUAAGGUCAAUGCUUUUUUUUUUUUUUUUUUUUUUUUUUUUUUUUUUUUUUUUUUUUUUUUUUUUUUUACUUUGCUGAGUUCCUCCAGUACCUGGGGGCUGGAUAAAUCUGCCUGUGUACAUUACAUGUCUUUACGUUUGAGAGUGCUUUAAUCCUAUGCAUUUCGGAGAUGGAUUUUGUUGCUCCCAUGACCCACUUUAUUUAAUUUCAGUCUCCAUUCUGAAAUCACGUGGUUAUGUGUUUUGUAAUGGGAUUUCCAGGGGCUGGGGCGUGGGUUUACCCAGAGGGUGGGUACAGUGGGGUUGGGAGGGGGGGGGCACAUUCACUGUGUGUAUUGUACGCGUGUUCUUUCCAGCCAGCUUUGUGUUUUUGUAUGGUCCCAUGUGCUGAUGUAAAAGAAAAGCAAAACGAACGUAAAAGAAGAAGCAAAAAAAAUUAAUGCCUCUUGCCCUCAGCCUCUCCUGGUUUUCACGCUGCACAGGGGCGUCAAAUGUUUUUUUUUUUUUUUUUUUUUUUUUUUUUUUCUCCUUUUCUUGUUCUCUCUCUGGAUUCUCACCUCUCGCUUCUGUAACUAUGGCAAAGUUGAGGAACAGGUGCAGCACUUUGGGCUGUGCUUGUGAUGUCCCUCCUAGCUCUACACGGUCUACAGGCACUCUUCUGUCUUUUGCUUCCCCUUUUUUUUUUUUUUAAAUUAUCGGGCUUAUUACAGGAUGUCACCCCGAAUGCCAGAUUGCGACCACGCGAGCCAGAUACUUGUCAUGCAUAUACGGGGUGCUUAGCAGAGCAGGGGAAUAUAGAACAGACAUGGCAAAGAGGGUAAUUGAACACUGAACUAAAUGAGAAACAGUGCAUGUGGCACAGUCUCAAUUCUGUUCCCCUGAUUUGGGGGGGGGGGGUGUAAUUAAUAUAAUGGCGCUGAUCUUGAAUGAGUGGCUGCUUGCUAAGAGAUGCUCUACUUCCAUGGUCAUGCAGUCUGAUCCAGGAUCAGGUCUAGCCUUUGCACAUCUGAUUUGGUAUAUUGGGUAGGGGGAUGUGCAUGGUAAGCAAGCCACUCAAAAGUCUCACCUAGCUCUUCUAAUGAAUGUGACAAACACUACACUACCCAUCUAGCAUGCAUAGAAAACGUUUGCACUGCUCUGGUGAGUGUCUUCAAACCAAAAAGGAGGAACGUGUACAAUUAAAAACCUCUUUUUCCCCCCUAUUUUUUCCUCUCAGUGAGCUGAUUGCAGGAUCUCUUAUAGCAGUCUCAUCAGGCAUGAAAAGACUGAUGCGGAAACUCAGCAGUGGCUGGUUAAUUACAUAGGCUAAAGCGGCUCUAAUUGCAGUUAUUUGAUCACAUCUGCAGAGGAAGCUGAGGAAGGCUUUAGGGAUGUGGGCAGAACUGCACUGUAGAUGCAGAGAAAGCAGGGUUUCUUCAUUUUCAUUUUCUGUGACUUUUUCUUCCUCUCUGUAACUGUAUGAAACAUUUGCUUUGACUGGGAAAACUAUGCUUUAUACACUGUAUUCCAUAAUAAAGUUUUGAAUGUACAUAGUU
This is a messenger RNA of Electrophorus electricus (electric eel), 4977 nucleotides long. RefSeq names its product amyloid beta (A4) precursor protein a (gene appa). The record is from RefSeq and is a predicted model, not a curated record. Gene Ontology annotation, molecular function: heparin binding; signaling receptor binding; signaling receptor activator activity. Gene Ontology annotation, cellular component: early endosome; Golgi apparatus; cell surface. NCBI's taxonomy places the organism in Eukaryota, Metazoa, Chordata, Actinopteri, Gymnotiformes, Gymnotidae. Gene Ontology annotation, biological process: central nervous system development; axonogenesis.